CAUGAUUAUUGUGUCAAUAUAGAUACAACUGUUUAUUAUGAUGACUAGAUUAUAUAUAUAUCUCGGUUUAAGAAUCAUUCGAAUAAUUGGAAAUAUCCCUGAUGUUACUUGACUCAGUUAGUUGAAAAGUUCCAAGAUGAGGAAAAUCUGCACAACAUUUUUAAUUUUUUAUCUUUUCCACUUUGGAGCUGCAUCAAUAGUAUCGAAAGUUUUUACGUUUGAUAAUGCGAAAAAAGUUGGAUCAUUGGUAAUGAAAUCGUAUACUUUGGAAAAAAAAGUUAAUGAUGAUACUCCAGAAGUAAUUCAAGCAUUAUCGACAGAAUUAAAUGCUGCGACGAAUAAUUUACGAAAUUUAGGACUCUUUGUUCGUGAAAAUUUAGAUGGAAUUGUUCUCAGCAUACCUGAAGAUGUUGAAACUGCUACAGAAAUAAAUAAUGAUUUGAGAGAUAUAUUUAAUCGAAUCGUACUUAUUAAUGGACUCUUUAAAUCAUUUUAUCUUGAAUAUGUGGAUAAAAAGAUUUCUGAUACUUCAUUAAAUGUCUUUAUAGCAAAAGCUACCAGCAUUGAUGAAGAUAGUCCUGCUAUUAAUUCAUUUAAAAUAUAUAGCUUGAUUCAUCCUGGUAAUCUUGGCUAUUUAAAGCCUUGUUUCUUUUCUAGAAUUGCUCAACAAUUAAAAACAAAUGUUUUUCAACGUUGUAAAAAACAUCAGAGUCCACAACAAUUCUUAUUUGAGCUCUAUGAUCUGAUUGAAACUGUAGAAACUCGAGCAUUCAUGAUGAUUACUACAGCGUAUAAAUUAAAAUCUCUUAAGGAUAACGAAAACUUGUCGAGAGAAAUGCAAUUUGCGCAUAAUGAGCACGAAAAGAGGCUGCAUGAUUAUUUAAGUGAUUUACAGGGUGUUGUUAAUGGUGCAUCUACGUUAAUGUUUAGUUGCAUGCCUCAAUAUUAUAGCUUGAAUCACUUAGAACCUCAGUUAACUUAUGCUGUGAGUUUGAGACCGAAAAUAAGUGAUUACAACAAUAACAUGGUAGUAACAGGACUACGGCUGGUCGUGUUGAAAGGAAUAAUUCAUAUUCAGAUAGAAGAAGGUAAACUAGGAGUUAACGGAGAUAUAGUAGCUGGAACUGAAAGAUGGAUUCCAGUGGAUGACAUGGACUUCGCUUCGAAAACUAUUCAUCAAAACGGAGUGAACUCACACAUGUCUAUAGGCACUGAUUUUCAAACGGUCACUUGGUGGGACUAUGUAGAAACGGCAGUGCGAACCGUACCUGAAAAUUGUGUAAUUGUUGGUGCAAACUUCGAUACCUAUGACAUAAGCGAUACUAAUAAGAAAAUAUUCUACCUGCGAUUGCAUUAUGCAAAAAUAGUCUUUUCCACUGGAGAAGUCAUACCAUCAACCUAUAGUACAACCCAUGAAAUAACUUAUGGAUGGGGCAAUUAUGAAGUUUUUGCCUUAAACCGUGAAAUUAAAUCAUUCUCUGCAAAUAGCAAUGGAAAUGAAAACUUUGUAAAUCUUCCCAACUCUUAUUUGGAUUGGCAAAAUGUCGUUGGAGAACCUAGAAUUCCUUUCACAGGCGUUGGUUUUAAAAAAUAUGAUAAUCCAUCAUAUGGACGUUCUUUGUCCUUACAAGUUUCUACGCUGAAUUUAAUGUCACGUAUUGAUAUUAAUUAA
Molecule: messenger RNA, 1672 nt
Organism: Chelonus insularis
Lineage: Eukaryota; Metazoa; Arthropoda; Insecta; Hymenoptera; Braconidae
Exons: 7
Coding region: 137-1672 (511 amino acids)
Source: RefSeq, a predicted model, not a curated record